GUUCUUUUCCUCCUCCUCCUCCUGCUGCUGCUGCUCCUACCAAUACGUACCUACUCCGUCUCCUCUGAAGAUGAACGCCUGGUUAACAGUCGCCCUACUGGGAUCCGUCCUGUCACUGGCGUCAGCUGAUGCUGACCUAGGAUAUGGGGCACCCCCUCCUCUCCCUCCCCCCGCCCCCUGCUACCCAAAAACUGAAUUCGUCACCAAAUUCCAGACGGAGCUACACAAGGUCCCAGUUUACGAAACGGUGUUCCAGCAACAGUACGUCCCAACGACGGUGUACAACCCAGUCUACAAGACCCUAGUCAACACCCAGUACGAAACCCAGUACGUACCGGAGUACGUCACGAAGACCCUCUACAAAACGGACGUCAAGUACGUCACCCAGUACCAGACGGCUUACAAAACAGCCUACCAGACCCAGUACGUCACGAAGGUCGAACCCGUACCCAAGUACGUCACCGAAACCGCCUACCAGACUGCUUACAAGACGCAGGUCCAGUACCAGACGGUCUACAAGACGGAGUACCAGCCACAGUACGUCACGGUCAAUAAAGUGCAGUACCAGACAGCCUACCAGACGAAGGUGGUACCACAGUACCAGACUGUGAUCAAGAACGUCGAGAGCUACAAGACUGUUUGUCCCAAGCCUGCCUAUGGCUACUGAAAGUGUUAAAGGGGUUAUUUUUUUGUAAUAAAAUGUAAAAAAAAAAUGGUAAUAAAGGUUUUUUUGUUUA
Molecule: messenger RNA, 737 nt
Organism: Macrobrachium nipponense
Lineage: Eukaryota; Metazoa; Arthropoda; Malacostraca; Decapoda; Palaemonidae
Product: adhesive plaque matrix protein-like
Exons: 3
Coding region: 71-667 (198 amino acids)
Source: RefSeq, a predicted model, not a curated record